GCCCCGGCGGAGACGGGAGCCGAGCCCGCGGCAGACGCAGCCCCGCCGCGCCAUGGCCGGCCGCCGCCUCCUGGGGCUGCUGCUGGCCUUCGCCGCGCUGCUGGGCGCAGGUCAUGGGGAUGACGCAGAUGACUUCAACCUAGAAGAUGCCCUCGUCACCAAGCGACCCACUCCCAAGGGCCCCAGAAAGCCGGCAGGUGGGACAGACUUCGAUUUGGCUGAUUACUUUGACACGCCUGUGGAGACUACCACCAAACCAGCCAAGCCGACUCCCAAGCCCUUCCCCAGGCCAGGGAAGCCAGACAACAGCUUUUGGGAUGGCAUUCGCACCACCACAACCAAGCAGCCAAAAACAACAAGAGCACCUCCUAAGCGUAACCCAGAAAAGGAUCCUAUGGAUUUUGACUUGGCUGAUGCCCUUGAUGAUAAGAACGAUAGGAAAGAUGGUGGGAGGCCGGAUGUAAGGCCAGGUGAAGGAUUUUCAGAUGAUGACCUGGCCAGCAUUGUGGACGGGGGCUACAGCCCAGACAAGAAGAAGGGUGCCAGCGGCAACACCGACAACAACAACGGAGAGACAGGGAUAGAGACGGGGACAAUCGCCGGCAUUGCCAGCGGCCUGGCCAUGGCGCUCAUCGGGGCUGUCUCCAGCUACAUCUCCUACCAGCAGAAGAAGUUCUGCUUCAGCAUCCAGCAGGGACUGAACGCGGAGUAUGUGAAAGGAGAAAACAUGGAAGCCGUCGUAAGCGAGGAACCCCAGGUUAAAUAUUCAGUCCUGGAAACACAGUCAGCAGAACCACCAAAACAAGACAGUGCGAAGAUACAAAGCGUGACCCAGGGCUAGAAAAUUAUCAGUCAGCAGCAACAGAGAUCUUACAUGCUUGUAAUUUAGCUUUUAAUUUAAUUUGACUCGAAAGCUAUUUAAUGUGUAUUUAGGCUUGAACUGGCUUUUCAUUGCUCUAGGCUUUAGGGUUAGACUGGUAGCAUGUGUUUAUUUUUUGUGAAAAGGUUUAUGUUUACAUUUAAGUAUUAUAGGAUUGGUGUGCAGUUGUAUGGAAAUCCACAGAAGGUGCUUCAGCAGUGGUCAGUUUUCAAGAGCUUACAGGUAUGAGGACAGUGAAGUGCCUGUAAAUAGCAAUCCAAAGCCAAACCUUGCAAAGCCCUCUGCAAAGCGCCUCCAGCCACCUUCUGCCAUCGGGCACUGUCACUUCCAGUGGCAAGGACAAAGCUGCACGUUUCCUGAGGGUGGAUUGCAGUCCUUAGUGUAGCUACACCUGAAAAUGAAGUGCCUAUGGUGGGUCCUUGUGUGGGGCCUUGGGCUGAGCCAGGUGACUCCCUGCUCCCAAGCCACGAGUUGAGGAUGCGUCACUACCACCACCCAGCGCUGGGCUUCUAACCAAAGGACCUGACUUUCAAACCAAGUCACAAAUACAGCUGAUAGCAGUGUGUGCAGUGUUCACUUUUAGGAAAUACCAUUUGAAUGCUCCACUGUGCUGGAGAUCAGAAUGGAGCUGAAGUGAUACAGUCUGCCUUAAGCUGCGCCAGGGGAAGUUUAGGUUAGACAUCAGGAAAAAAUUCUUCACUCAAAGAGUGAUUGGGCACUGGAAUCGUCUGCCCAGGGAGGUGGUGAAGUCACUGUUCCUGGACGUGUUCAAAAAACGACUGGAUGUGGCACUCAGUGCCAUGGUUUAGUUGAUGAGGAGGUGUUAGGUCAUGGGUUGGACUUGAUGAUCUCAAAGGUCUUUUCCAACCUAGUUCUUUCUGUGAUUCUGUCUCUGUGACUUGAGAUACCUAUGUUGUCACCACAAUUAAAGCUGUGUGUGUUUGGAUGCUUUCAAGGAUGGGUUCAGAUCUGUCACACUAGAACAAGUGACACAUUUAACCCAAAAGAAAAUAAACAAAGCAGGUAUCUGUUAAGACCUGUAAUGCUCACUACCACAACAGAAGUCAAGCUUAACAAGAUGCAGUCCCCUCCUUCUUCUUUUAUCAGCAACUAUCGGGAGCGCUCCCAGGCACCCAGAGGCAGAAAAAGCAUUUAAGCUUCACUCCUUGUGUCACCACCAACCUUUAAAAAAGGCAGUAUCUCCUGAGAGGCUGAAUCCUCCGUCACUGUCCUGCAUGGGGUUCCUGCAGCUGCCUGGGAAGCACUGGGCUGUGAGUGGUGCUCAGCAGGACACUGGGCUGCACCAGGACAGUGCACACGCAGCCCCUGCCACGCUGCCAAACCGCUGCCCAGACCCAACCUUCACUUUUUUGCAAGAAUUUCUGUUUAGAUUCCUAAUUCCUCCCCAGCCUUUUUGACUGCUCCUAAAAUGUGGAUAACUGCCACUUUCCAAUACAUUUGUCCAAAUCAAUGAUUGCUUAAAAAGCAUGCUCUCAAGUGAAGGAAAUUUCACUUUAUGUGGUGUAAGAGGUACUCACUAUUUAUAAAUAAACCUGAAAUGUGAGCAUUUUGUAUGGGUUUGCAAAUUCCGUAUUUUAUGAACGCGUAUUAAGAAAACCAAGCCUUUCAGUAUGAUGUACAAAUUCACAGCUUUCAGGCAGACAUGACUUCCAGAAGGCCUUGCCAGGAGGUGAAUGAGCCCAGUAACAGCUCCAUUUGGAAGGAAAUUGCCUAGUAACUUGGUUAAGUAUUUUGCAAUAGCUGCACAAUUCUUUAUGCUCUUUUUAACACUUGCAUUUUUAAAGCCUUAUACUAGCUCUGGCAGAACAGCUACAGUGGUUUAUAAGGUGCCUCACAACUAUUCAGAACACUUAGGCUGCAACAAUACUACUCUGAACUACUGCUGCUUUGUUUUAUGAAUGUGUUUGGAAUAGGAAAGGUUAAUUAUUGGCGCAGAUAAUGGAAGCAUAGGAAGGAGAUGGGAUGCACUUUGUUUACUCCCAGAGAAGGGUCUUCACGAAGGAAGUGUGGUCUGCACAAUUUGCAUGAGGAGCUCAGGUGCUGGCUAAGCCACGCAGCUGAGUUUGUGUAUCUCCAGUCCCAUGCACCAGCACUUGUUCUUUGUUCUUACCCAAACAUUUGAAAGCUGUAGCAUGAAAUAUUUUCUCUAAGUUACUGUAGAUGAAGUGUUACAACAUGGCACUGAUGAUCACCAGAAGCCGUUUUCCCGGCUUAGAUCCAGUGCCUGAAAUUCCACCUUUCCCUUUGCCAGUGACUCUGUUCCUGCAGAUGCAGAUCAUGGGUUUUACCCUGCCCUGUUUGACCAGAGGAGAGUGCAAUAGUCGGUGUGGUUUAAGGGUACAGCACCCACCCCUCCUUUGGGGAACUCUUACACUAGGGCAUAGAGGAAGCACAAGUCUAGUUCAAAAUACUGCAGGUCACAAAUGUAAAAAACAAGGCAGGAAAUGUUUCACUGGAAAAUCCACUGCAGGUUUUGGGACUCAGAAGCCGCAGCUUUUAUUGAAGGCUCUUCUCUGACUUUGGUGCCUACUUACAGCUUAGUGUAAUGUGUAGGUACGUGGAAAUCCACAAAUACAAGUGAAAGAGAACACUUCCAAAGUGACAGAAUUCAAGAUUUCUUUCUCUAGGAUUUCAAAUAGGAAAACACUUGCAAAUCCUGCAGUAGAGAAAUUAGGCUUGGCCUUCUCUUCAAAACUCAACAAAAGUCAGAAUCUUAGUGGCAAAUGUCAGCAAAGGCUCAAAUGAUUUUUUUAUUGCUGUUUGUCCCCUUCCGUCUGAACUGCCAGACCAGUCUCUGAGAAACAGGGAGUUUACACAUCAUCUAUAUUUCAGGCAUUAUAGCAACUGAGAGGUUUCCUGUGUAUUUUUUAGUAGUGAUCUGAGUUCUGCAACAGCUGACCCAGCACUGACCUCUACUUUCAUUUAAUUACUAUAUAUUCACUUUACAUCUGGAUAUGGAUUUUUAAAAAAUCCUGCAUUUAAGCUCUCUAUACAUGGCAUGAACUUUCUUGUCCUUUAUAAAAAAAGGCAAUAAACCACUAGAAAAUUGUUGGGUUUUUUUUUCAUGAGUCUAAAACCUAUAUAUACAGAUGUUCUGGGAGUUUCUGUACUGUGUGCGCUGCGAGCUCUUUUUCUUACGACACCUCACUUCUAAAGCUAAUUUAAAGGGCAAUAAAACGAUCCAGCAAAGGUUUGUCAAAGGUUUGACAGAGAAAAGGGAGAAUUGAAAGAAUUCAGCUGGCUCUUUUCCUGUUUAUUCUUUCAAUUACUUGCAUUUUCCUUUGGCAGUAUGUUUCAGAUUCCUCAGCUGAGAAUACUCUGACAUGAAUUUCAGAUCUUUUUGGCACUACAAACUCAGUCAUUUUCAUGCAACCCCACUAACGAACCCUUACAAGUGCUCCAUUGUCAUCCUUAACUACUCAUUUGUUGUGAUAAAAGUGGAAUUAGUCCAUAAUACCAUUUCAGACUCUGAGAAAGAAGGAUGAGUCGGUAGGCUGAGGUUUUAAAAAUUGCCUCUCUAACAGGUGAGGUUCAGGAACAAACAAAGUUCAGAAACAAUGGGGUUGUGAAAUUAGAGAACCCUUUCUUUUGAGUGAUGUUCUAACUUAGAAGCAAGACAGAUUCCUUGCUGCUGAACAAGUGACCUGUACCAAAUGAAGGUUGAAUGUUAUACUGCAAGAAAAUACAUUUUGUUAAUGUGCAUGUUAAGGGUCAUGGGGGUAAAAAACAGAAUUUAACUGCCUUUGGAAAACACCAAAUAAACCAAGUUGACUAGAAAGACUUAA
This is a messenger RNA of Corvus hawaiiensis (hawaiian crow), 4686 nucleotides long. RefSeq names its product CD99 molecule like 2 (gene CD99L2). The record is from RefSeq and is a predicted model, not a curated record. NCBI's taxonomy places the organism in Eukaryota, Metazoa, Chordata, Aves, Passeriformes, Corvidae. The transcript is spliced from 11 exons. Bases 53 to 841 code for a protein of 262 amino acids.